Molecule: messenger RNA, 1074 nt
Organism: Zygosaccharomyces rouxii
Lineage: Eukaryota; Fungi; Ascomycota; Saccharomycetes; Saccharomycetales; Saccharomycetaceae
Exons: 1
Coding region: 1-1074 (357 amino acids)
Source: RefSeq, a predicted model, not a curated record
AUGGAAUCCGAUAACGAAUCUCAAAAGCCUGUCUUACCCAAGGACCUCUUCAAAAAUGCAUUCACAUGGAUGUUUUAUGAAAUCUCCAAACAUCGCUUCCCGAGCGUGGUUUCAUGUGUAUACUUGGUAAUUGUAUUGGUAGGAUUUUGGUGGAAUUUUGCUGAUAAAAAUCUGCCUUUGAGUAUCGUACUUGCUGCUGUUGGCCUCUUUGGAAUUUUAUUUGGACUUAUCCCUGCAUGGUUCCAGAACGUGAAAGAGCAUCCCAAUACAAAAAAGUUAGUUCAGCAAGUGUUGGAAUCAAAUCCCGGCGUUGAUACCAGGAAAUGGGACGAAAUUGCGAAUAUACUGAACCUUUUCUUUUACCGAGAAAACAUCUGGAGAACACCAUACUUUUUUUUUAAUGGUCAACAUGUUCAACGUGUGUUCAAGUAUAAUGUUUUAAAGCCAUAUCUCGGAGGGCAAUUUGAAGGUGUUGCUGACGCGGACAAAAUCCAAUCAGCAAAGUGUUAUAUGCAAUCAAUCAAAGUGUAUUUUGAACUGUCAUUGAAAGACAGUAUAUCAGAAUUUUUUUUAAAUUCCGAACUACCCAGAGACACCCACAGAAAUAAAUUUUUCUUUCACCCACGAUAUUUUUUCAUGGGAUUCAUGAUUUGUUUCUUUCAAGGUCAAAUUUUGUUACUGGUUGUACAACUAUUUGUACAGAGAUCGUUUUGGAUCCUGCCUACAAUCAUAAAUUACCAGUAUUGCUUAUUGAAAUGUUACCAAUAUGGCUAUCGUUUCUGGUAUCCAGAAAUGGAUGUAAUGCAAGCAAUCAAAUUCUUGGCGAUAAUAACAAAAUUUAGUCCUAGAAAAGAACUGGAUAAAUGGGACCAAAUAGCCAGGUAUAUGAAUCAAUAUUUGAUGGAGGGAAAUAGCAGUCAUUCUAGGAAUAUAUUUUUCGACGGUAAGCAUUGUUUAGACUGUUACAAGGCUUGCUUUGAGUCGCUUUCCUUAGGAAAUAAUUCUUUAUCCUAUGACGAGCUGAAAGAAAUUGUUGAGAUUACGCAACCAAGCUUAAACGAAGAGACCGAUUAA